GGGGGGCAGUAUAUCUAAGUGAUAUAGAGGUCCUCAGUCAUCGCUGAAAAGUAAACCCUGACAAGACUAUAGAAAAUGGCUGUUUGUAACAAACUGGAAUUGGGUCACUAGUACUUGCUUACAAUGUUCAAACCAUCAAAGUAUUCCUCAAACCAACUGAAGUAUUACUUCAAUGUAUGCUAUUUGAUGUACUGACUAAUGUGUACUUUGUACUCAGGAAAAAGCCAUCAUCUGUCAGAGUUGAAGAUUGUGCUGCUAGGAUACAGAAGAGCUGGGAAGAGAUCAUCAGGAAACACCAUCCUGGGCAGAGAGGAGUUUGAUACUGUAUGGAGAACAGCUCAGUGUGUGAAGAGACAGGGGCAAGUAGCAGGGAGGCAGGUCACUGUGGUGGAGGCUCCAGGAUGGUGGAAGAAUUAUCAGUUAGAGAAAACUCCUGAACUGACUAAAAAUGAGAUUGAGCUCAGUGUGUCUCUGUGUCCUCCUGGACCCCACGCUCUGCUGCUGGUCAUAAGUGUGGACAAUCCAUUGACUGAGACACACAGAAAAUCAGUGCAGGAGCACUUGGAGCUUCUCAGUGAGAGAGUGUGGAGGCACACUAUACUGAUGUUCACCUGGGGAGACUGGCUGGGAGACACAUCCAUUGAGCAGCACAUUGAGAGUGAAGGAGAGAGUCUGCAGUGGCUGGUAGAGAAAUGUGGGAACAGAUAUCAUGUCCUCAACAAUCAGAAGAGAGAAAAUCACAUGCAGGUUACACAGCUGAUGGAGAAGAUAGAAGAGAUGCUGACUAUGAUUUAA
Messenger RNA from Clupea harengus (Atlantic herring), 795 nucleotides. RefSeq names its product GTPase IMAP family member 9-like. The coding region runs from base 199 to 795 and encodes 198 amino acids. The transcript is spliced from 2 exons. Lineage: Eukaryota; Metazoa; Chordata; Actinopteri; Clupeiformes; Clupeidae. The record is from RefSeq and is a predicted model, not a curated record.